AUGUCAGAAGUGACACGCACCCCUACUAACACAGAAACAGCAUCCUUCUGGCAAGGCCUCUUCCACUCGAUCUUUACACCAGAAUACAACACAGUCGCACAAGGAAUCAUGAAUUUUUCCUUUUACGCUCUCUUUUUGGUGCUGUUCAUUCUAGUUUUCCUUACCAAUUACAAUCCGCAUGUGAUUGCGCUAUUGACAUUGGCGGUUGGUUUGUGGAUGAGCGUUAAUUGGUUCAUGAAAGAGCUUGCAAAACUUCCUGCGAGUAGUAAGCAGGUUCAACAAAUGCCCGAUGCUAUACAGGAAGAGAAAAGCAAGAAGGAUCUGUAG
Molecule: messenger RNA, 327 nt
Organism: Ustilago hordei
Lineage: Eukaryota; Fungi; Basidiomycota; Ustilaginomycetes; Ustilaginales; Ustilaginaceae
Exons: 2
Coding region: 1-327 (108 amino acids)
Biological process (GO): vacuolar proton-transporting V-type ATPase complex assembly
Cellular component (GO): endoplasmic reticulum membrane
Source: RefSeq, a predicted model, not a curated record